GAGGGGCGGUGUGCAGCAGCGUCUACAGCAGCGUCACUCGCACUGAGAGCGGCCAGGACAGAACCCGACGACCGUCCAGCUUCUGAGAGAGAGGAAUAUUCAUAACAUAACAGAACACCAUGGCAGAUAAAAUUAAGGAUGCCAAGAUCAUCUUUGUUGUGGGUGGCCCCGGCUCUGGCAAAGGCACCCAGUGUGAGAAAGUGGUGGCCAAGUACGGCUACACUCACCUGUCCUCUGGAGACCUGCUGCGUGCCGAGGUGGCGUCCGGAUCCGCGAGGGGGAAGGAGCUGCAGGCCACCAUGCAGAGGGGCGAGCUGGUACCUCUGGACACAGUGCUGGAUAUGAUUAAAGACGCCAUGAUCGCCAAGGCCGACGUGUCCAAGGGCUACCUGAUCGACGGCUACCCUCGCGAGGUCAAGCAGGGGGAGGAGUUUGAGAAGAAGAUUGGUGCUCCUGCUCUGCUCCUCUACGUUGACGCCAAGUCCGAGACGAUGGUGAAGAGGCUGCUGAAGCGCGGAGAGACCAGCGGCCGUACCGACGAUAACGAGGAGACCAUCAAGAAACGUCUGGACCUUUAUUACAAAGCAACAGAGCCCGUCAUCGCCUUCUACGAGAGCCGCGGCAUCGUCAGGAAGAUCGACUCCGAGCUUCAGGUUGAUGAAGUUUUCAAACAAGUUUGCCAGGCCAUCGAUAACCUCAAGUAAAAAGAUCCUGAAACAAA
Messenger RNA from Trichomycterus rosablanca, 721 nucleotides. RefSeq names its product adenylate kinase 1 (gene ak1). Gene Ontology annotation, cellular component: cytoplasm. Gene Ontology annotation, biological process: nucleoside triphosphate biosynthetic process; ATP metabolic process. The record is from RefSeq and is a predicted model, not a curated record. Gene Ontology annotation, molecular function: nucleoside diphosphate kinase activity; AMP kinase activity; ATP binding. The transcript is spliced from 7 exons. The coding region runs from base 120 to 704 and encodes 194 amino acids. NCBI's taxonomy places the organism in Eukaryota, Metazoa, Chordata, Actinopteri, Siluriformes, Trichomycteridae.